CAACAACAUACACCACAUACCUAACCGAUAACGGGGAUGUCAGAAUGGAGGGUAGUUCAAAAUCUGUGAAGAGAAAAAUCGAGGAAGUCGAUGCCGAUGCCAGCGAUGAAAAAUCGUUGGGCAUCAAAAGAUUUUUAAGGGCACCCAGAAAAGGUAGGAGAUUUUCCAGUGAGUCAGGAUGUUUGUUUCGUAUGGUAAAUAUAUUAGAGGAAUUAAUUCUAAUUACUUUCCGAACGAGUUGUGGGUCUUUUCUUCCAAAGAAAUUACAGUGCAGUGUCAACAAAUUAUUUAAAUUUUGAUAUCACUCAGAAACUUCCGACAUAUUUUCCUAAUACCUAGCAAUUAACAUUUUCUUUAAAUUGUUGUAUUCAACCAAAAAACAAUGUAAAUGUCUUCAGUUCCUUGCCGAAAAUAUAGCUAUUUAUUACAUUGUCAAGAUUAUCCUGGUCAAAAACCUGAUCAGACCAUAUUAUAAUUCUGGUAGAAGAGGGGUUGUAUAAUGCUGAUCAGCCCCUUGAAUUGUUCCCGUAUUUUCUCAUGCUUUAAUUCUGAUCUUUUGCAAUGUUUUGGAACUUCUGUCAUCAACUGUUGCACUCGAUUCGGUUAAUAUAUAAUAAGAUUAUCACUAGACUAUUGUAAUAUUCUAGGAACAUAUUUGAACAGAUUUCUUAGUCUUAACCCUUUACACCCUAACAUCAAUAAGUAUAUUCUCCAUACUGUUCUCCAUACAUUUCCUAAAGUGCAGGAAAUGAGAAUAGUAUACUUUUUAAAAAUCAAGAACUUCUUUUGUUUCAUGGUGAUCACUUCCUUUAUUCUGACGCGUGACCUUGAUGAGAGAUUCGGAGAUGAUAUUGUAAGGGGAAACUAGAUGUUAACCACUCUCAGGGACCAAAGGAUUAAUUGAAAAAUUAUAUUUCUAGGUAAGGACAUAACAAGCAGCGAUGUUUCUCAGUCACAUGGCAAUUUGCCCCCCACUUGGAAGUGGAAAGGAACAUUACUUUAUUAUGUGUCACAGAAAAUCCAACCUUCACAACAAAUUGCAGCCUUUGACUUUGAUGGCACUUUGGCAAAAACAUCUUUAUUCAAACAUGGACCAGAUGCUUGGUCCUUACUAUACCCCUCCUGUGUACAGAAACUAACAACCCUUCACAGGGAUGGAUAUAAACUUGUAAUCUUCACUAACCAGGCUGCUAUUGGCAAAGCAAAGGCCUCAAAACAAAAAGUUAUGGAUGAGAAGAAAGGCAGGCUCAUUGGUUUUGUUAAGAAGGUACUAACAGCUCCCAAAGACAAAUUUCUUUCAUAUAUAAGCAUGUUCCAACCAAGGGUCUAAAUUCCGUUGUUUCCUAAACAAAAUUAGAAGCAUGAGCCAGUAAGUGUUGUGGAUCUCCACAAAGGUUGAAUGGAAUUAUGCUGGGAAAAGUAACUAUAAGUCAUAACUUUAGGAUGCCCUUACUUACUGUGUAAACUCAGGGUGCGUGUACAAGUGUUACUCUUUUUGUUCUGCGGUGGUUUAUACACAAUAGAGAUGAAAGGUGUAUGGUUAAGCAUCUGCUUGUUUACCUCUUGAGGAGACCCUUUACCCUUAACACCCUAACAUCAAUAUGCAUAUUCUCCUUACUGUUCUCUAUACAUGUCCUUCAGUACUGACAAGUAGUCAAUUUGUUUAACAAUUAAAGCUCCUUAGGUUGAUGAUCAUUUUGGUUAUUCUUAUGAUCUUGUUGAAUUAUUCGAUAGUAUUAAUAUAUUAAGGACAAAUUAGAUGCUAGUCACUCAUGCUCGGCUAUAGAGGGUCAAGAGAGAGGCAGCUGGUUAUCAACCCUAAUCCUUCUUCCUCUAGAGGAGAUAUGCCAGCCCAAUGGUUACACCUUGAUCUUGGGAUGGUGAGGCCUGUGUACAAGGCCUGACUGGAUCACUGAGUUGUUUUCGUGGGCAGGAAACUUUACUGUUGAGGUGUCUCUCUCCACCCUGGUGUAUAAAUGGGUAGUAGCAAACUGGCAGGGAACCCAGGGGGGUGGAGAGGGGUGUAACUUGAACUACCAUCCCAUUCAGGGGGAGUGGCAAUACUUGCAUUCUCUUCAUUCAACAGAAACAGGAAUAAGCUCUUGCUGGAAAAGCCACUUGGCUUGCAUUGAGUGAACUUUUCCCUUUCAUCUCUCCCUUUUAAUUUUAUCCAGAGACACAUGGCUUCAUGGUCAAUGUAUUGUUUAUUUCUGUUUUUUUUCAGGUAGCUCUACCCUUUCAGAUCUUUGUAGCUACAUCAAAGGAUUGCUACUGUAAACCCAACACAGGGAUGUGGGAAUUCUUCUGUCAAAAAUGUAAUGGUGACAUGAAAGUCAAUAAGGAGAAGAGUUUCUUUGUUGGUGAUGCUGCUGGACGGGCCAAAGACCAUGGAGCAAGUGAUAAAGAAUAUGCAGCAAAUUGUGGACUGACAUUUUACACUGAAGAUGAAUUCUUCAUGAAGGAUGCAUUGAAGAGCAAAGAGAUUGAAUAGGGUUUCCAUACCUGUGGGAAUAUGUACAAUUUUUAUAUUUAAUAUUUUGCUCAUUAUGUAAAAUAGUUUAUUGUUGAUUAAUCAAAAUAUUUAAGAGA
Messenger RNA from Pocillopora meandrina, 2589 nucleotides. NCBI's taxonomy places the organism in Eukaryota, Metazoa, Cnidaria, Anthozoa, Scleractinia, Pocilloporidae. The record is from the annotation of a GenBank genome assembly.